UCUCUUACUUUUGAUUGGUGGGACUAAUCUUGUUUCCUGUCCUGCUUCACUGGUAUAAGAGCGGAAGGGGAGCAGCGAGUAGACCAAAGAAGUAACCCUCCUACAGUUUUGAGGUCCACACCCCAUCAGAAACGAAAGGACUCUGAUUUGUUCCUCAUGAAACUACAUCAGUGCAUCCCGCCAUGGAGUCUCAUAUAUGUAUUAAUCGUGGUGGUUAACCUGCCAAAAUCGAACGCUGUCAUCGAGAAAGGCGAUCUCCCACCAGAAUUACUAAAAUGCUACCAGGACUAUUCCCGUGUCAGCUUGCGAGAUGUUGUUGGGCAAACAAUGCUUUGGUUCUGUGAGGCACCGGUCGUCCGCUCCCUCAUAAAUACUGCCAGGCAGCCACGAAAGCCCCCGUCCUCCGUCCGCUAUGUCAGUGGGCUUGUGGACAAGGUGAUCGCCAAAAAGGGAAAACGGGUGAAACGACAAUCUCAACAGCCCGAAGGGAAAUGUCGCCGAAAGGAAUACAGAAUGCUUAGCGACCAGGAGAGGAAUGUGUACCACAGGGCCAUCAUAGCUCUCAAGCAAGACACUACUGUUGAACCCAACAAGUACGAUGCCCUUGCUACCCUCCACACUGGCCUAACUACAAGCAUUGCCCAUGCCGGACCAAACUUCCUGGGUUGGCAUCGUGUUUACCUGCUCAUGUACGAGAUCGCGCUGCAGGAAAUUGAUCCAAGCAUCUGUCUACCUUACUGGGACAGCUCACUCGACAAUGAACUGGAGGACCCUCGCCUGUCUCACAUCUUCAGCCCGGACUUCCUUGGUGGAGGAAUUAAUACCGGUAAUGGUGGCGUUGUGAGUGAUGGACCCUUUGCCGGAUGGGAAACCCCCAAUGAUGGUCCUCUGAUCAGAAAUAUAGGAGGAGACGGAGAGCUUUUUACCAUAGAGUCGAUUGAAGCUAUUUUAUCCCGUGAAAGGACCCGAGACAUCAUUCCACCCAACUCACUCCCUGAGAAUGAUCUCGAGUUCCACCAUGGCGGUAUCCACGUCUAUAUGGGAGGUUUGAUGAUGCAGCUGGAAACAGCAGCGUUUGAUCCUGUUUUCUUCCUUCACCAUACUUUUGUUGACUACAUAUGGGAACUCUUUAGAACAAAGCAGAGAGCGCUCCGUAUCGAUCCACAGUUAGACUACCCUGAGAAUUUUGGCACAUCUUUCCAUGCGCAUAAUGCAACAAUGGGCUUCAAUCUGAACUUGACAGCAGAGCAGGGAUACAGUGAUGAUUUGAUGGCAACGUAUGAGUACGACCCAUCCCCUGAUUGUUCUGAGAGACGACCAACUUGCGGAUCCAGAUAUCUUAGCUGUAACACGGCAAGGGGUAGAUGUUAUCCUGUUGAUCCAUCUACUAGCCCUCCAGAGCCACCUACUGGCAUGCCAGGGUGUCGUCCUGGUCAACCAGGAUGUCCGACAAGGCCUCCCACAAGGCCUCCUACAAGGCCUCCCACAAGGCCACCUACCUGUCGGCCUGGUCAACCAGGGUGUCCAACAAGUCCACCAACGCCUGUGCCAAACCCACCCAAACAACCCUGCAAGCAAGAGGUUCUCCCCACACAGAACAGUUUUUGUAUUGACGGUACAUGUGAUACCAAUGGCUGGGUGUAUGUGCCGGUUAAGGUUGUUUCAAUGCGACCUCCUGGCCUAACGAAAUACGACUCGUACCCAAUGUCUAAUGGAAGAGUUAGCAAAACGAGCGACAUCUACCAGCCAUCUGCAUAUGCUGAAACGAACCGCUAUAUAUCAAGCGUACGAGGUGUUCCCAAAACAUAUGACAGGUGUGACGAUGGUAAAGGGUUCGGCCAAGUGUAUGUCCAAGCAACUGGACUCAGUUACAGCGGGAUAUACAAGGAAUCAGCUAUCACUGACCAGCGUCUUGCCACAUCACUGUCGAUUGCUUACCUUGCAGUAAAGGAUCCUAGGAACGGCCCAGUCAAAGCUUUAUUCAGAGCAUUUGACUCCUGCGGAAGAAUCUGUCAUACAGCUUGUAAGGUACCAGGAACCAAUGACUAUGAGCCUUGUUCAGGAGUCCUCAACAUCAAUGAUGUUGCUGGAAGACCAAAGCAGUACAGCAAAACGUAUGGACAAGCUGCCCUCAAUACAUGGGGUUAUGUACAGAACCAGGACUGCCCAAGCUUUCUCGUUGACGACAUCGUCCUCACCUUCUACUGCGACUACAGGGAACGCCUACCAUGGUCAGAUGCGAGGUCCGCACAGAUCAAAGCAAACCCCAAGACAGUGGUCGCAUUGAACACAGUGCCGGCACCAGAACCAGCACCUCCAGUCGUACUGAAUGAAUGCAAGGUGUCCGAUGACUGCAUUCUGGACAUCCCGUGCUUGUCCACCAAGAAGCAAUGCAGUGGAUAUGGCAAAUCUCACAAAUGCAGGGGAUCGUGCAACAAGUAUGCUGUGUGCAACUAUGGUCAGUACUGGGUGAGGAAGUGUCCGUAUGACUGGUCCUACCACAAAAAACUGGCAGACCUGCACAUCUCGCGUCAAAUGCAUGGACACGUCCCCUGCACAGACUCCUGCGAGGCAAAUACAGAGGACGUGGAACGUGAACCCCAGACGAAACACAUACCUUCAAAACCUAGGACGAAUGGUCUUUGGUUCCAGAAGGACUGGAGGAAGCAUUUUUGGAUAAUUUCUGCCUUGAUCUACACCUGGAUACGCUCGUUUUCCCUAUGUACCAGCAUUUUAAAACGUUGAACAUGUUUACAUUUUUUUCUCUUUUCAAUUUGGCUGCUUUGAAAUAUUCCCAGAUUAAAUUGCUGUUGGUUUCCAGCUAGGUAUAAAGUACAUUCACUAGAGACGUAACACAUCAGAAAUCACACACGUGCUUGGGUAUUCGACACAGUGUUCCGCCACGAGACAGCGAUGCUGGCAAUUAUCCGUGAAAGUCCUAGAAAUCCAAUUUGUCACAGUUUGGGCUUUUGUGCCCAGUCGAAUCUGUUUCGGCAGGGGAUCGAGACUGACUGUUUUCUGGCGUUGACAAUUAUGUAUAUUAUUAACGUUAUCCGCUAGUUUGGAUACAGGUUAUAUGUGUAUAUAUGUAAAAGGAUACUUUUUUACAAUGUGAAAGUGGGUAAAACGCAUAAUAAAAUAGUUUUUACUCA
This is a messenger RNA of Haliotis rubra (blacklip abalone), 3152 nucleotides long. RefSeq lists its product as uncharacterized. The record is from RefSeq and is a predicted model, not a curated record. Lineage: Eukaryota; Metazoa; Mollusca; Gastropoda; Lepetellida; Haliotidae. Gene Ontology annotation, molecular function: oxidoreductase activity. The coding region runs from base 157 to 2745 and encodes 862 amino acids. The transcript is spliced from 5 exons.